AAAAAUGCUGUCAGCAUUCAUUGUUGUGUUUGUUUUAUCUACUUUUCAUAUCAAAGCAUUGGAGUAUCCGGUAGUGCAAGUGGACCAAGGUGCUUUACAAGGAGUGGAGGACCAAACAACAUUGGGGAAGAAGAUUUACAAGUUUGUUGGAGUGCCUUAUGCCAAACCACCUGUGGGCAAGAACAGGUUCGAGGAGUCUAAGCCAGCUGAGAAAUGGCAAGGUAUUUACCCAGCCACUCAACACAGUUCCGUUUGUUUGCAGCAUAUGUUGAACUAUGACAGCCCAGAUUUGAUAACGGGAGAUGAAGACUGCCUGUAUUUGAACAUUUACACCCCGGCACUAUCCAACUUGUCAAAUCUUCCAGUUGUGGUUUAUUUCCACGGGGGAGCGUUUAUGUUCGGAACUGGGCACAUUUUCACUCCUCAUUUUAUCCUGGACAGAUUCGACUUUGUGUACGUAUCAGUCAACUAUCGACUCGGCCCUUUUGGGUUUUUGAGCACCGAAGAUGAAAUCGUCCCUGGGAACAAUGGGCUUAAGGAUCAAGCAUUGGCUUUGAAGUGGGUGAAUCAAAAUAUUGCUGCGUUCGGAGGUAACAAAGACGAUGUUACUCUCUCAGGGUUGUCAGCUGGUGGAGCCAGUGUGCAUCUGCAUUACCUCUCCCCUCAGACUGCAGGAUUGUUCCAGAAAGGAAUCUCCAUGAGCGGAUGUGCCUUGAAUCCUUGGGUGUUGGCUGAAAAGUCGGCAGAGAAGGCAAAACAACUUGCGUUGUCUGUUGGGUGUCCAAUUGACACUUCUGAACAAAUGGUUAACUGUUUGAAGAGAUAACCUGGACGGAAUAUACUUGAACAGUUAAAGUCCUUGUUCUGGCCUUGGGAAACACUCC
This is a messenger RNA of Macrosteles quadrilineatus (aster leafhopper), 884 nucleotides long. RefSeq names its product esterase FE4-like. NCBI's taxonomy places the organism in Eukaryota, Metazoa, Arthropoda, Insecta, Hemiptera, Cicadellidae. The coding region runs from base 5 to 826 and encodes 273 amino acids. The transcript has a single exon. The record is from RefSeq and is a predicted model, not a curated record.